AUGAGUAAUUAUCAAAAAUAUCCGGUACAUGAGUCUAAAGAAAUCACUAACUUCUUACAAUUUCCAAGUCCAGAAUUCAUUGCGUACAAUUUACAUACAAUUGAUGAUUUGGAAUGUCUGAUCGCCGUGAAUAAACGAGAUGAUUCUUCAGCUGAAAUUUUAAUUCAUUUGGAUGCUUCUAACGAAAUCAAAAGAGUGAGAGCUCGCUAUUUCCUGGGGAUGUUCAAUGAGACAGACAAAGAACUUAUAAGCUGGGAAGAAGAAAAAGAAGCUGAUAUUGAUGGAUUUCUAUGCGUUAAGCCGUGGACGGUGCCUCAACCCAAUAAGCCAUUUACUUUCAAAUUUGGUUUACAUGUCAGUGCGAUUAUGGGAAUGGACAAAGUUUGGAAGUUCAAUUUCUAUGAUCCACUGUUCAAUGCUGCAAAUGAUUCCAAAAUGACAGUUUUCAUUGAAAGAAACAAUCCAAACGUCCGCUUCUAUACUCAUAAGGAGUUGAUGAUCUUUCAUUGGAGUGAACUAUCCCCAAUGCAACGAAAAGAAAUUGAUGGUCAAUGUAUAAUUCCACCUUGGAUAUCUAUGAAUAUGCUUGAGAAAUGUCUACAGAUUGCGCACGGAGUUCAAGUCCAUUGUUCACUUAGUGAUCUUUACAAAAUCUCUCUAAUCGCCAAGGGGUUAGUAUUGAAAAAUGUGAUCGACUACUGUGAGCGUCGAUAUAUUGAACAUUUGAAUCAAGUGGAAAUAACAGAAAUAUGGUUCCAUUCAACGUUCAUGGGGGAUUGCCGACAUUUACUGAAUAUCCACGUCGUCUCAUCAGUUCUCGAUUUGUCUUCCAUCAGAAGCGUCCGUUCAAUUGCCCGCCAUCAGAAGUCAUCACUGAAGUCACGAGUCGAUAAGGUCACUGCUCAAAACUACCACCAAUCGUCGUCUCUUUCUGGAAUUUAUUGGUUAAAUACACUUGAUUGGAAACAAUGGAGUUUUAUGAUGAUUGGUUUCGAUUGGUUCCAGUAUGAAAGAAUAAAUAAAAAGUCCAUAUAUCAACCGAUUUAUGGAAAUAAAUAUGUUACAAAUGGUUUUGAGAGAAGGAAUCAAAAAAAAAUGGCACCAUUUAGUCUAAAUGACUUUUGGGAAACAACAGUCGAACAGGAAAAGUGGAAUGGAAGAUGGGAAACAUUCAGAAAUCAUUACAAAGACAAUCUCGGGAAGCAGGUGGAGAGCCUGAACUUUAUUCCUAUCAAGUACCGAGCUCUGAUCAUCUACGUCACAUCCUUGAGAGUGUCAGAUGAGUUCAAGAUGAAGUUGGCUUCGGAAUACUGUCAGUGCAAAUUUGAUGAGCAUGGAAGAAUUGUGGCUAUUAGGUCAGAUGAUGUUGUUGGAACUGGCAAGCACCGAAAGUUGCGUUCAAAAGACGAACCAAAAUGUGAAAAGAAAGAAGAAGAGGAAGAUUCGGAGGAACAAGUCAAGACGAUCGGAGACUUGUACGAUAAGAUGAAGAAUCUUCUCGAUUCAUAUUUCAAGCAUAACAAAUUGCUUAUGUAUUGUAUUUUGGAUUAA
This is a messenger RNA of Caenorhabditis remanei, 1551 nucleotides long. RefSeq lists its product as uncharacterized. The transcript is spliced from 11 exons. The record is from RefSeq and is a predicted model, not a curated record. Bases 1 to 1551 code for a protein of 516 amino acids. Lineage: Eukaryota; Metazoa; Nematoda; Chromadorea; Rhabditida; Rhabditidae.